Branchiostoma floridae (Florida lancelet) is the source of this 1341-nucleotide messenger RNA. RefSeq names its product probable serine/threonine-protein kinase kinX. The transcript has 7 exons. NCBI's taxonomy places the organism in Eukaryota, Metazoa, Chordata, Leptocardii, Amphioxiformes, Branchiostomatidae. The record is from RefSeq and is a predicted model, not a curated record. Bases 1 to 1239 code for a protein of 412 amino acids.
AUGGACGAAGUGGAGCAGCAGCGGGAGGAGGAGGCUGGGGAAGGUAUGGACGCGCUGGAGACUGAGGAUGAAGAUGAUGAUGAAUUUGUGGCGGAUGAACGGGAGGUUGUAGAGGAGGAGCUGGACCAGGUGGCACAGGAGGAACAGGACGCCAUGCGGGAACUGGAGGAGGUGAGAGAGCAGGAGAGGCAGAACCCGGAGGCCGCUGACCAGCUGAAGGAGACUGAGGGGGAACUGGAGAAGGAAGUAGAAGAGCUGGAGGAGGUGCAGCGAGAACUCGAGAAUGAGCUUGAGGAAAUGGAGGAGAGACGUGGGGCAAGAGGCGAGGGCGAUGAUGAAGGCGAGGAGGAGCAGUGCCCGAUGGAGAUCCUGCGGCCGUGCGUGGCUCAGUUCGUGACGUCAGUAGGCGGCGGUACCCGCUGGUGCGACGCGCUGGACGCUCACCUGGUCUGUCUUCAGGACGCCGUGAGAGACUGCACCAUCACUCCAAACAUCGAGGCGUACCACGUGGGCUUCAUGGGCAUGACGACGGCGUACGUCCAGUCCGACCUGUGCCCCGCCAGCACCUUCGACAACGUGGAGGACGAUCCCAUCUUUGACCAGAUCAUGGAUGAAGAUGAGGAAGAAGCAGAAGAAGAAGAGGAUGGGGAAGAUUUAGAGGAAAGCUACCAGGGAGAGGGUUUUCCCGAAGACGAUGAUGAUUACGUCAUCUCGGAGGAAGAGGAGAGGAGAGAGGAGGAUAUGUUAGAAGAGGACUACCCGCAAGGUGGCGCUUUUACAGAAGACUGGCUGUGGAAUGACCAGUAUACCACCCCGGUACCGACUCCGACCGUGCCGGAUUACUACGACUUGCCAGACUACGACCAGGAAGGUGACUACGACGUAGGCGACAUGUUUGAGGAGGAGAUGGAAGAAGCAGUGGAGGAGGAGGAGAUUGUGGAGGAGGAGGCGGUUCUGGAGGAUGAGGAGGUGUUUGAGGAGGAGAUGGCCAUGGAGGAAGCGGAGGAGGAGGAGAUUGUUGAGGAGGCAGGAGAAGACCUCCAGGAGGCUGAGCAGGAACUUGAAGAGGCGCUGGAGAACAGGGCAGAAGAAUCGCAAAGGAAUCGCGAGGAGAUGGAGAGGAACAUCGGGAGACGCGUCCAGGACAGCCGGGCCCGGGCAGGGGGUCAGCGGGCUACCGUGGCGAGCGGGGCCGUCGUCCUCACCCUGAUCAUGGCUUUGGCUCUGUGGCUGCUGUAGAAAGUACCUUGGAAUGAGCAAUCAUCAAAUCAUGCUGUACCCAAGAACACCCCUCCUUUACCCCGAACGUGCAUUCACCGAGCUUGCAAUGUCUUCAAGCAG